CCCUGCCUCUCCCUCAAAUCAAACUUGUUUAAUUUCCUCCCCUUUGAGAAUGGCUACAGGAGGUAUUCUCGUUAGUGCUAAACCCUGCAGGUUUCUAAGUAAUGUCGAGAGACUGAUGAGCAGCCGCGCUUAUGUCACAUUCUUGGCCGGAAAUGGGGACUCCGUCAAAGGCGUGGUAGGCCUAGCCAAGGGGCUGAGGAAGGUCAAAGCGGCUUAUCCACUUGUGGUGGCGGUUUUGCCGGACGUCCCAGAAGAGCACCGCCGUGUACUGCUGAAUCAGGGCUGCGUUGUCCGUGAGAUCCAGCCGCUUUAUCCGCCUCAGAACCAAUCUCACUUCUGUAUGGCUAGCUACGUUAUCAACUACUCCAAGCUCCGUAUCUGGGAGUUUGUGCAACAUAGCAAGAUAAUAUACUUGGAAGGGGACACCCAAGUAUUUGUCAACAUUGACAGCCUCUUUGACUUGCCAGAUGGCUACUUAUAUGCAGUAAUGGACUGCUUCUGUGAAGAGAGUUGGAGUCACACACCCCAGUACAAAAUUGGGUAUUGCCAACAAUGCCCGGACAAAGUUCAAUGGACUCAAAAAUUAGGCCUUAAGCCACCACUAUACUUCAACACAGGAAUGUUUGUCUGUGAGCCUAAUCUCUCCACCUCGAAUUCCCUCUUCGAAGCUCUCAAAUCCUCCCCUUCCACCCCUUUUGCCGAGCAGGAUUUCCUGAACAUGUUCUUCAGGGAUGUGUACAUGCCAAUCCCAAAUGCCUACAACUUGGUUUUACCCAUGUUAUGGCGCCACCCGGCGAACGUUGAGCUUGGGAAAGCCAAGGUGGUUACUUACUGCGCCGCCGGGUCACGGCCGUGGAAGUACACCGGCGAAGAAGAGAACACAGACAGGGAAGAUAUCAAGAUGCUUGUUCAGAAAUGGUGGGAUAUAUAUAAUGAUGAGUCUUUGGACUACAAGAAUAAUACUGCCAAUUUUUUGUCGGUUAAUGGUGAAAAUGAAGCUACCGAAUUCAAGAUGAAGCUUGAUUUUGCUCAGCAGUACAUAACCGCUCCACCUGCGGCUUAGCUUUCUUUGCCGGUCGUACUAGGUUUCUCGCCGCCAUAUACAUGCUUGCUCUUAGUUACAUAGUAUUUUAUUUUAUGUACAGUAGUAUAUAAUAAUGUAUGGAACUGGUUAUAUAUAUUUUUGGAUUCCAGUUUAUACAACAAUGUCUAUGAGUGAUCAAUUAAAGUUUAGUUAAA
Molecule: messenger RNA, 1239 nt
Organism: Ipomoea triloba (trilobed morning glory)
Lineage: Eukaryota; Viridiplantae; Streptophyta; Magnoliopsida; Solanales; Convolvulaceae
Product: galactinol synthase 2-like
Exons: 2
Coding region: 50-1063 (337 amino acids)
Molecular function (GO): glycosyltransferase activity
Source: RefSeq, a predicted model, not a curated record